Molecule: messenger RNA, 1023 nt
Organism: Morone saxatilis (striped sea-bass)
Lineage: Eukaryota; Metazoa; Chordata; Actinopteri; Moronidae
Gene: matn3a
Product: matrilin 3a
Exons: 5
Coding region: 1-1023 (340 amino acids)
Molecular function (GO): calcium ion binding
Source: RefSeq, a predicted model, not a curated record
AUGAAGCCUCUGUGGAGCCUGCUGUACUGCGCCUCACUGCUGCUGUCUGAUGCUCGGGCCACAUACCACCUCAGUGCGGGGGACCCUCAGCUCAUAGCCGCACAGAGCUACGCACAGACCAGGAACAAUGGCCGACCCCCGACCAGGACCCUGAAUCCAGCAAAGACAGACUCUCAGUGCAGGAGCCGUCCCCUGGACCUGGUCUUCAUCAUUGACAGCUCUCGCAGCGUGCGUCCUGGUGAGUUUGAGAAGGUGAAAAUAUUCUUGGCUGACAUGGUCGACACGUUGGACGUGGGCACGGAUGCCACCAGAGUGGCUGUGGUCAACUACGCCAGCACGGUCAAGAUCGAGUUCCUGCUCAAAGACCACUUCAACAAACCCGACUUGAAGAAAGCUAUCACCCGCAUCGAGCCCUUGGCGGCUGGCACCAUGACCGGCCUCGCCAUCAAGACCGCAGUGAACGAGGCCUUCACCGAGCAGUCUGGAUCCAGGCCUCGCUCCAGGAAAAUCUCCAAGGUGGCCAUCAUCGUGACAGACGGGAGACCUCAGGACCAGGUGGAGGAAGUGUCUGCUGCAGCUCGGGCCUCAGGAAUCGAGAUCUACGCUGUCGGCGUGGACCGCGCUGAUAUGCGCUCCCUGCAGCAGAUGGCCAGCAUCCCUCUGGAUGACCACGUCUUCUAUGUGGAGACCUAUGGUGUUAUUGAGAAGCUCACCUCCAAGUUCAGGGAGACCCUGUGCGGUCUGGACCCCUGUGCCAUGGGACAUGACUGCGAACACAUAUGUGUCAACACCAAUGCCUCCUAUUACUGCAAGUGCCGGAAUGGUUAUAUCUUGAAUGCCGACAAGAAAACAUGCUCCCUGAAACAGGUGAAGGUGGAGGUGGUGCAGGUGGAUCCCUGUAAAUGUGAAGCCAGACUGGCUUUCCAAAAGCAGACGCAGGCCGCCAUUCAGCAGCUGACAGCCAAGCUAGCCGACGUGUCUGGGCGAAUAGAGCGUCUGGAGAACAUGGUGGGCCGUGUUUAA